Molecule: messenger RNA, 7438 nt
Organism: Trichosurus vulpecula (common brushtail)
Lineage: Eukaryota; Metazoa; Chordata; Mammalia; Diprotodontia; Phalangeridae
Gene: SBK1
Product: SH3 domain binding kinase 1
Exons: 4
Coding region: 809-1999 (396 amino acids)
Biological process (GO): peptidyl-threonine phosphorylation; peptidyl-serine phosphorylation
Molecular function (GO): protein serine/threonine kinase activity; ATP binding
Source: RefSeq, a predicted model, not a curated record
AGCCAAGGACUCCUCUGCCACACUAGGGGUGGGGUAGCUGGUGUAGAGGGUUGAUCAGCCAGCUCCCAGACAUCAGUCACUCCUCUGGCUCCCCUGAGCUGCAGCCAGCAGGAAAGAGCAAACUUUCCCAGGUGCCACUCUUGCUAGUCGGCCCCCGUGGGAAUCCCGAGCUUGCCCUCUCAUCCCUGUCCCUCUGGGAAGACCAGGGACCAGGCUUGAUUUUCAGCUGCUGAGGUCAGGGGGACACAAGGUGGGGUGCGUGGCCCUUCUUGGGGCAAAAAUAGAACCUCAGAGGACUCCAGACUCUGAGCUUGGUUUCAUGCCCAGGGGACCACCUGGGUUAGCCCUUUGCUCAGAGGGCAUCUGGACUCCAUCAUCUCCUGCUUCUUAACGUGUGCUCCCCAAGAAGGCAGGGCCCCAGCCCAGGGACAUCCUAGAUCCAGGUCUGGCAGCUGGGCCCCCAAGGGAGGGCAUCGUGAGUGGCCAGGGGGAGCCCCAGGCUCUUCCACACAUCAAGGAGACGGGCAACCUGGGGGAGAAGGUGCAGGAUGGGGGCUGGAGGCCCUGUGGUCAGGAAGAAGAUGGACUUCUGACUCUGGCCAGCACCAGCUCCGGGGGCCCUGUGGAGGCUGUGGACAACAAUGAUGAGGAAGCCUCUACUUCUGCUACCUGCUCCACCUGCCCCAUCCUGGACCUGCCCCCUCCCUGGCCAACAAGUUGUGGGGCCGAGGACGUCCAAGCCUUCUGCUUUAUCUGCCUCCACAAGGAAGAGGAGCCUCUUGAGACCCUUCCACUUCAGAGGGAGAAGAUGAGUGGGGGCUGCCCAGAGCAGGAGCCCCCCCGUGCGCUGGCCUGCUGCAGUGGCAGUGGUGUGCCCCUCCUCACGGAGGAUAUGCAGGCCCUCACCAUCCGCACACUCUCGGGCACGGAUGUCAGCAAGCACUAUGACCUCAUCCGGGAGCUGGGCAAAGGCACCUAUGGCAAGGUGGACCUGGUGUCCCACAAGAGCACAGGGACCAAGAUGGCUCUGAAGUUUGUGAAUAAAAGCAAGACAAAAUUGAAGAAUUUCCUUCGAGAGGUCAGCAUCACCAAUACACUCUCCUCCAGCCCUUUCAUCAUCAGGGUCUUUGACGUGGUGUUUGAGACCGAGGACUGCUACGUCUUUGCGCAGGAGUACGCACCCGGCGGGGACCUCUUCGACAUCAUCCCGCCUCAGGUGGGGCUCCCUGAGGACACGGUGAAGAGAUGUGUGCAGCAGCUAGGCCUGGCCUUGGACUACAUGCACGGACGGCACCUAGUGCACCGAGACGUCAAGCCAGAGAACGUCUUGCUCUUUGACCGUGACUGCCGACGGGUGAAGCUGGCCGACUUCGGCAUGACCCGAAGGGUGGGCUGCCGUGUGAAGCGGGUCAGCGGCACCAUUCCCUACACGGCUCCCGAGGUGUGCCAGGCAGGCAGGGCCGAGGGCUUCGCCGUCGACACCGGCGUCGACGUCUGGGCCUUCGGUGUCCUCAUCUUCUGCGUCCUCACGGGCAAUUUUCCCUGGGAAGCUGCCUCAGGUACAGAUGCCUUCUUUGAGGAGUUUGUGCGGUGGCAGAAGGGGAGGCUCCCGGGCCUGCCUUCCCAGUGGCGGCGUUUCACUGAACCAGCCCUGCGGAUGUUCCAGCGGCUGCUAGCCCUGGACCCUGAGAGGCGGGGACCCGCCAAGGAGGUCUUCCGCUUCCUCAAGCAUGAGCUCACCUCGGAGCUCCGCCGUCGGCCUUCUUGCCGUGCCCGCAAGCCUGCUGGUGACCGCCUGCCUGCCGGGCCACACCACCAGGAGGCUCCAGCACCACUCAAGAGGACGGUGCUGACCGAGAGCAGUGGGACCAGGCCCUCCCCUCCCACCCCUCCUGAAUCUGGCCUCUCCUCACCAGGGCCGGCCAGCAGGACGGAUGGGCGGCAGGACAAGAGCAAGGGGCAGCUGGUCCUGGCCACAGCAAUAGAAAUUUGCGUCUGAGCUGCCCCCCUGCCCGAUGCCAGUCCCCCCUUCAAGGGCUCCUCUGUGGCAACUCCUAAGGAGGGCUCCUCACCCCAGCGCUUGCACCCAUGAGGCUAGCAAGAACCCCUCCAGACCCAGUGGGCGAGGGGGACAUAGGGGACGGGGGACUCAGGGUGGGGAGAGGCCCUUCCUUUGCCUGCUAAAGGAACCAGGAGUCACUGUUCCCAAAGCAAAAAAGAAACACGGUUAGACAAUAGUAAUAUCGUAGCACUAGCCUGGAUCAGUCAGGACAGAAAUGGAAAUGCCUCAUUCAGAUGAUGAGGAGCUGGUGGGUCCCACAGCCCCUCCAGGCUCCAGGCACUAUCCCUCCCCUCAAGGAGGAAGGCAGUGGGCUUGGGAACAGCAGGGCUGGGCUACAGAAGCUCCACAGGGGCCUCAGGUAAGACAUUAACCAAAAAUCUGUCUGAGGGGCCAGGAAAGAGAUAGGGCAGUGCCUGCCCCCCACCACCACCACUAAAAUAGGGAAGGGUCUAGAGCCUAGAGCCAGAAUCUGCAUCAAGAGGGACAGACUGCCAGAGCAGACCCAAGGUUUGGAGGUAGGAUCCUGUGGGUCAUAGGAUGGCUCUUAGGGGCUUCAAUCCCAACCCAGCUAAGGGGGCAGGGCUGACUCCAAUCUACUUUCUCCACCCUUGUUUCCCACCUACUCCCAAUUCCUUCUCCCCGUCUUACCAAUUUCACAGGACCAUCUGAAGUCUUUCAGCCUAUCCUAACCACUCUGUCCCAUUCCUGGAGUUUCUCCUUCCCCCACCCCUAUCUCUUUCCUACCCUCUCCCUCUAUUAGCCCAGACUCUGCCUCCCUUUUCGUGGGUACCACCCUCUCCUCAGGCCCUUAGUUUUGCCUUUCCUUUCUCUUUACCUUUGGGAAAGAGGUGGGGCUAGGUUUUCUUUAGAGGGCAGGGAGAGAGAAGGGGCUGUUGAUCCCCAAGUCUUGGUGGAGGCCCCAGGAUCAGAGAAAGCUCUCGCUGAUGAAGACAGCAGGGAGAUCCAAGGUUCUGGGCCACAUAAAAUGGGGAAAGGGGGAGCAACGACAGUAACUCCAACCCCUGGUCCCAAGCCCUGCAUGCUCCAGAACUGGGAGCAGGGCAGGCCCCAGGACAGGCAAGGAGCAGACUGGGACCAGGAGAAAGGAAGGAAGGACACAGGGAUAAACUGACCCAGCUACCUGAAAAAUGUAGCAAAUGUGUAGUGUGUAUACGUGAGUGUGUGUGUGUAUGUGUGUGCAUCUCCCAGACAUAGAACAUAGAAUGUCAGAGCUAGAAGAGAUCUUAAGAGUUCAUUUAGUCAUAGGAUCGUAGAUUUAGAGCUGAAAGGGACCUCUGAUUUUACAAAUGGGAAGUAAGGCCCAGAGAGAGGAAACCCAAGGUUACACUGCAAGCCAGUGCCACAGCUAAGACUAAAACCCACAUCAGCCCUCCCAAAGAGGGCUGAUGGGUCCCCUAAUGGAAGGGGGGCUUGUCACACAUGACAGAUUUAUGACCCACUUUGUUGUGUCCAUCCCGUCAUCUUUCCCAUCUUCCUGGGAUAGUUGCCGGCGGGGAUGUGACAAGCAUUCAGGAGUUAGGUCAUGGGACUGAGGCCCUUGCAUUGAGGUAUUGAGAAAUAGUACCUCAAUGCAAAGAAAGGAGAGAGCGCACGGUGAGGAUAUGUCUAGUCCAAACUCAUCUAAAUUCUCAUGCCUGGGUCAUUAGGCCUUCCUUCUGACCCUCCUCUGAGUCAGAGCAGGAAGGGAAUCCCCUCCAUUGGACUAGGGGAAGGAAUACUUACCUUCCCUUUCCUAUUCCCCCAACCUAAACAAGGAUCAGGAGUACUCUUAGAAGAUAUCAAUAAAGAAUGGUCUUCUUAGGAGGAAUCCUCACAGAGGCCCAAUAAGCAAUUGAUUCCCAGUGUCAGUGGCCUGGGGACAAUGGCCCAUCUAACAAGACAGAUGGCUGGGGGCAGGAGACAUGACUCCCUAGCAGAACUUCCCUAUCCUGGGCUGGGAUGAAGAGUUCUUUGGAAGCCUGACCAGGCCUGGGUGGAGGGGUGUGGCCAGGAAGCUGAGGGCCAGAGAUUGUGCAGAAGGACAGUGCGGGGACGUUGGGAACAGGGAUCGAGUGUGGCUCUAGCCGGGCAGCCAUGAGCUCCAAUCCCUGAGCUUGUCUAGGAGUACUGCCUUAGAGGAAUCCCCUCCUCCUGUAGUGCCCCAGGGAAAUCCAGGAUUUUGUGUGGCAAGGGCCAGCAACACCCUGGGAGGGGACAAAGGCCUUGGCCCUAUCAAAGCUAGAAGGUACUUCUAGUUAAAUGCUUUAAUUUUACAGAAGAGACUGAGGCAGUUGUCUGCCCGAGGUCUAUAUGGGAAGUUAGUUACAAAGCCAGGACUCAGAUCUUAGCCUUCUGGCUUCCAGCCCUGGGCUCUCCCCAGAAUGACUAUCAGCAAGAUGGUGGUAGGACCCUAGGAUUGAGGAAGGACCCAGGGCAAAAGCAGCCCUGAUGGAGGAUUCCUCAACCCUUGUCCUCCCUUGCAGGGGGUUUGUGCCAGAAAUUGUUCAGUAACUUUGGGUUGGGAUCUGACUCACCCGCUCUAGUGCCCUAGGUCAGUCAGGCAAUGGGCACUUGCUCUGUGCCAGGGUCCUGUUUACAUCUACUGGGAGGAACUUGGGUGAGGGAAGGAGCUGUGUAAGGGACAGGGGGGAUAAGUAUGAGUGGGUGAAUGAAGGGAUGAAUCCCCUGCCUCACCCAAAGGUGAGUCCCUUCGACUGGACCCUGAUAAAAGGAGGGAGCAGGACUCAUAGGUCACACCAGUCUCCACCAAAGCCCUCAGGGAACCAGGCAAGGAUCCUUGGGUGAUGGCCUGCUGAUGCAAUGGAAAUACACCAGGAGUAGGCAGCUUUCUGCCAAUCUAAGGGGAAGACCAACGAAAUGAGAGUGGGGGCCCACCCCCACUAGGAACCCCUCUUUCCCAAGCUCCCCACCACCCCUGGCUCUUCAGGGGACUCUCAGCAAUAACCUCAUAUCUGGUGGGGCCAGGGAACUUAGGGGUAGCAGACUCAAAUGGCUCCCCGUCCUCCAGCCCCUCUCACCCAGCCAAGGCCUCCUGUUUCUCCCCACCCCCACCACAACCUCCACUAACAGAGGAGGUUCCAGGGACCCCUUGCAAGCCCAGAUGACCUGGUCAACACCUCACCCUCAGGGUUGGGGUCCCUCAUCCCCAUCAAUCUGGAAAAGGGUAGGCACUGGCAGCCCCCCACUCUUUCCAUCAGGGCCUGAGCCCCUCUGUAUCCAACACUCAGGUGAGGGAUGGGGGGUAGGCUUUGGGGAGCAGCCCCCAGCUUGUCUAGCCCCACCCAAUGUCUUUGAGUGGGAUGGGCCUCCAGGUGGCUCCUAGGAUUGGAGUGCCACAUACCCCCAUCCUACAACAAGCAACAACCCCCAAUCCCCUCCCCACAGAUCACACAAAAGGGCUAUUGACUCCUCACCCCAGACCUAGGCACAGUUUACAACCAAGCUGACCGUGCAUUGGCCUCAGCCUCUUUCCAUUCUCUUCAAAGAGGGGCAAAGGAUCUUGGACACUUCCAGGGCAGAGUCCUUGCUCAGGCUUAAAGUUGGAGAGGGGAGAGAGAAGGGGAAAGCAGGGAAGGGCAACAUACCUAGCCCAGCCAAGAUUACAAAAGUGUCUCCUUGAGGGGCUUACCCUUCUCCAGCAGGCAUUGGUGCCCUCUGGAGAUGUGCUAGGGAAGUAGCAAAUGCCCCUCUCCUUCCCUAGACCCAUCUCAGUGGAGAUCCCUGCUUCCCCAUCCACCUUCCCUUGGGCAAGCCCCAGGCCUGUCACCAGGCCCAAAGCAAUGGCUAAAGCCCUGAGACCACCGGUGCCCAAUCCUGAACUCUUCAUCUUUGACUCCUCCUUUUGCCUUAGGCCUCCUCAAAGUCCUGAUCUCUCGUGCAAUAAUGUUGAAGCGAGACUCCGCCGUAGACAAACUUCUCGAACUCUUUUUUUAAAGAUCCUGUUGAGGUUUUUCUCUCAUUGUAGAAUCAUAGAUUGUUAGAAUGGGAAGGGGACCAUAUGUACCAUCUACUCUGACCCCCUCAUUUUACCAAUGAGGAUGCUGAGGCCCAGAGAGGGGAAGUGACCUCCACUAGGUCAAACAGCAAGUUCGUGAUAGAGCUGGGACUAGGACCAUGGUCUUCUGAGUCAUGAUCAGUCUCGAGCUCUUUACACUACACCUUGCUGCCUUCUCUGGCCGUCAGGUUGGGACCCUUUGCCGCAUAAGAGAGGUUUUGGUCACAGAUGUUUACCUCAGUUUAUGUCACUGUCAAAGAAACAAAAAUAUACAUAUAUAGCAAAAAAAAAAAAAGAUAGAUGUGAAAACUGCAAAACAACAACAAAAAAUUCCCCUAGUGAUUCUUCCUGUUGUGAAGGUGCAGUGUGUGUUUCCCAAGCUGGGCAGGAGUAGCCACCUAUUCUGCCUGGCCUCGCUCCCUGUCUUCAGUCUGUCAAACAUCCCCAGACCAUGCCCACCCCUUUCUUUGGACUGAUCAGGGACUGAAGGGUAAAUCAAAUCUCCUUCCUCCUACAAUGAAAUCUCCCCGUGAACUGGUGCUUCUCAAUUUUUCACCCAGUAGUUGUGCACUAGGGUGGAGUGGGAGGGUUGGGAGGAAGAACCUUUGUGGUUUCCCAGGGUAGAGUGUGGCAGGAGCUCCAAGAAGAAAAGGGGCCUGCAGCCAACCCACUGGUGAAACCCUCCUGGCCAGACCCUACAACCCAGAGCAAUUGGAAAUCUAGAAGCCAAGCUAGAAAACAUCAUAGGUGGGGUCAAUGGGGAAGGUCUUCAAGAAAGGAGGUUGGGUGCUGUGGUCUUCUCCCAUUGGCCAGGCCAGGCAGCCUCCCCAGGCCUGAGCUCAGGAAUGCCUGGGCCUCAGAGUCCUGUUUAACCCCACCACCACUACCACCUCCCAAGCUCUGGCCCCUCUCCUCUAUAUUCUCUGGGCUGGAUGGAUCCAAAUUGGGAGAGGCCCCCAGUUAGUCUCUCCCAGUAUACCCAGAGCCCAGCCUGCAGCACCCCUCUAGGCCUUCCUUUUUUCCAUCAAUGCUCUGAGUUGGUCAUCUAACACUAUGCUCAGUGGGGGAUCCCUGGGGCUUCCUCCCUGGCCCAAAUAUGGUUUGGGGGUAAAAAUUAUGUAUGCUGUCCCUGCACUGAGCAUGGGAUGGGAGACCAGAGUUAAUCUCCUACAGAGAAACUACUACUACCCUGCAGUCCCAUUCCUCUCUCUGAAGACCUCAUCGUCCUGUCUUCCUCCACCCCACCCAAGUGUUUGUAAAUACUUUGGAAUCCUUUGCCCGUAUAAGAAGGAGGUUUUUAAAUGUGUUAUUUACUUCUAUAUCAAUACAAUUGCUAUAAAAUAAAGGGUUAAGAAAACAGA